Cynara cardunculus var. scolymus (artichoke) is the source of this 1020-nucleotide messenger RNA. RefSeq names its product cell division control protein 48 homolog C-like. The coding region runs from base 1 to 1020 and encodes 339 amino acids. Lineage: Eukaryota; Viridiplantae; Streptophyta; Magnoliopsida; Asterales; Asteraceae. Gene Ontology annotation, biological process: ribosome biogenesis. The transcript has a single exon. Gene Ontology annotation, cellular component: nucleus. The record is from RefSeq and is a predicted model, not a curated record. Gene Ontology annotation, molecular function: preribosome binding; ATP binding; ATP hydrolysis activity.
AUGGGGAAAGCAGGUAAGUCGCCGGGGACGUCGUCGGUGUUCGAGAGAGUUCUACGUCGCCGGGUACAUGAAACCUUCGGCAACGCCACUCCAUCCUUCGACGAAAUCGUUGACCGCCUCCGUGCCACUUUUCCCGAAUACGGUGGCCACAAGCUCCAACCUUUCACCAGAAUGGUGAAACAAGCCCUAGAUUCCAGCAACAGCAAAGACAAGAAUAAAUCAAGAAGAAACGAUGACGAUGACCGUCGAUCUAUAUUCAACGAUGACGAUGACGGCACAUCUCCGUCGCUACGCAGUCCCGCGAGCAAGAAGGCGAAGAAGAUUGAUAGCAGAGAGCAGAGAUUGCAGAUGUUGGAGAUGAAGCAUGUUGCACGGAGACGAAUUAAGCUACAAUCAACCUCUGAGUCUUCGRAAUCGUCUUCUUCUGAUGUAGAAGAAGAUAGAAGUGCCGUUUCGACCUCCGAUAAUGAGGUUUAUAGCCUGCAAUUUGAACCAGAGUUUGACUUAACGAAAUCGAUGCUCAGAAACAAGUACAGCGGGUCAAAAAUUGAUGGAAAAGUCGAUGAAAAACGUAAAAAUGUGGAGUUAGAGGUGGUUACCAAUAGCAACAAUAAGGUAAAUACAAAAGUUGAUUUGAUGAAGGAAGAUAGAAGGGUUAAGCCAGUGGUAAAAGCUAAGGCACAGAAACAGAAAAACUUGUCAAAUGAUGAUGGUGUUGAUGACAAUGGGAAAGACGAUGGGCCGAGGUUUAAGGACCUGGGUGGUAUGGAUGUAGUCUUGGAUGAGUUGAAGAUGGAGGUGAUUGUUCCUUUAUUUCAUCCACAGCUACCACGAAGCCUCGGAGUUAGGCCGAUGGCUGGUAUUUUGUUACACGGGCCACCUGGGUGUGGGAAGACUAAACUGGCUCAUGCCAUUGCUAAUGAGACUGGAGUUCCAUUUUUUAAGAUUUCUACCACUGAGUUGGUCUCUGGUAUAUCAGGUAGCUUAUAUUAUCUUUACUCAAAUUAUACUUUCGUUUGA